AUGGGUUGUUGCUUCUCCUUUUUGUCGCGUGACAGUAACCAGCCGCCGCAUGCGAUUGCGACAGCAGGUAUUACUACCACCGAAGAACAGCACCAACAAUGCACAGACGCCUCGCCUACCCCCGAGGUCCAUGCCGCCACAAGUUCCACCAUUGUAUCCAAUACCUCUGCCUCGCAAAUCGCCAGGCCGACCACUCGCCGCCGCGGGCCUCCGGUAAACCAGUUCCCCCUGAGUGAGCACUUUAAUGCGCCGAUCCGUCCGCAUGUCUGGUACAGCAAACGUCGGGCGUGGACGCGCACUCAACUGGACCGCGAGCGACAGGAGUUCUUUGAGACUCGGGUGACGGGGCGGUCGGAGAUAUGGGCCGCUCUGGCGGCUGCGCUAUCAUUCAUGCGUGAGAGUGACCUUGCAACGGCGCAGAGUAUCAUUGAUGCCGCUGGUAUCACUGUCCCUACGGGUGAUGUCUGUCAGGGUUGUUAUGAUGAACAAGGGGCGCUGUACCGGUUGCCGCAGUGUAUUGUGAGCGAUCCGGAGAAUAUGGUGCAGGCGGAUCGUGUGGAUGAUUACUCCGACGUGGACGACGAUGAUAUGUCCAAAUUGGCUGAUGACGAUGCAUCAGGUGAUGAGCUUAUUUCAGAUGAUCUUGAGAAACGUCGGGAUGAGAAGGGCAAGACCAGUGAGCGGGACCUCAUUAGUGUAAGGGCUCGACUUAGCGACAGGGGUGGGCUAGAUCUUGUCGUGUCUGUUGGAAAGAAUCGAAGCGUUAGUUUCAUUGCGCGCAAGAUCCGACAAGAAGCCGAUAUCGACCAUCAUCAAACAGUCAGAAUUGCAUAUCUAGGCAAAGUCCUCAGAGGACACUCAUCAUUACCAGACCAGGGUUGGGAGCCAGGCCAUGUCAUCAAUGCAUUCAUCGCCCCUCGGCCUUCCGCGUCAUGA
This is a messenger RNA of Aspergillus chevalieri, 936 nucleotides long. RefSeq lists its product as uncharacterized. The transcript has 3 exons. The coding region runs from base 1 to 936 and encodes 311 amino acids. The record is from RefSeq and is a predicted model, not a curated record. NCBI's taxonomy places the organism in Eukaryota, Fungi, Ascomycota, Eurotiomycetes, Eurotiales, Aspergillaceae.